Stomoxys calcitrans (stable fly) is the source of this 3949-nucleotide messenger RNA. RefSeq names its product striatin-interacting protein 1 homolog (gene Strip). Gene Ontology annotation, cellular component: cytosol. The transcript has 2 exons. Bases 392 to 3070 code for a protein of 892 amino acids. Gene Ontology annotation, biological process: cytoskeleton organization. NCBI's taxonomy places the organism in Eukaryota, Metazoa, Arthropoda, Insecta, Diptera, Muscidae. The record is from RefSeq and is a predicted model, not a curated record.
UACAUUGAAAACUUAACUAUUUUCGGGGAUGUUUCAUCACAAUAUUUAAAUGUUGAAGUCUAAUGGCUUCGCUAAUUAUGAAGAUUUAGGAAGAACGGCGGCGGCUUGUCAUGCUGAGGUAUCGAUUCGGCGUCGUACUUUGGUGUCAGACAACUGAAUACAAAAAAAUUUUCCUUGUUUUUACGUUCAGUGAAUUUUGUCAAAAAUAUAUAGUUUUGCAAAUAUAAUUACUAUCCCAUUGUAUUUAUCAAAAUGCGGGAAAAGGGAUUUUAUGAAUCUCACUAAAAUGUUGCGCUGCUAAUGGUGCAGUUCAACAAAGAAUUAAGUCAAGGCAAAGCGUGAAGUUUGAGAAUAUAACGACAAUAAAGGAAGAAAUAAAGAUUAGAGCAAAAUGAUGUUCUCGUCGAUAAAUAAUUCGUUCGAACAGGAUACCCAUGACACCGAUGGUAAUUGUGAUGGCCCCGAUUUGGAUUUUAUAUAUGCCGAUGUUGACACUUACCAAAAUGAGAUUGCCGAAUUGUAUAGCUAUACAGAGUUCAAUGAGUUCCAGCAAAACGUCAAAGCUUUUGAGGACCAGAUGGACAUGUACAAUUUGCCUCCGAAUUGGCAAAAGUUGGAUGCAUCAAGUCAGAGGGGCAUCAUCAUGAAGCUCAUCGAUCAGCUAGAGGUGUCCAACCGUGAAUUUCGUAUGCAGGCUGCCCGAUGCAUUUUGUACUUGGCUCAAGGCUGUUGGGCGGAAAUUCAAUCGGACGAAGAGCAGCAGCAAAAUACACGUGAUAACGUUAUAGUCUUAUACAAUUUGGGAAUCUUCUCAUCAUUUGUAGACCUUCUUAAUAUGGAAAUAGAGAGUGCUUGCUCGCCAGACAUAGUUGCUGUAAAGAUCACAAACGUGACGUUGGGUGACUCAGCCGAUUUGAGGGUUAUUUUGUCAGUGCUAUACAUUAUUACUGAAACUAUACGAGAUGAAAAAGAGAAAAAUAGCGAAGAUUAUCGUAAAAUAGCGGAAGGGUUCGUACAGGACUUGAACAGCCCUUUGCCGGAUGGAGAACUGUUAGCAGUAAAGCUACUGGGAAUGAUAACACGAUUUUGCAGUGGUGCCGCACCACAUUUUCCUAUGAAGAAAGUUGUCCUUCUUCUAUGGAAAAUAUCACUUUUAGGUCUUGGAGGUAUGAGUGUCCUUAAGAACUUGAAAAACGAGUACCGCGAAAAAGCUGGUCUAGAGCCAGUAACAGAGGACACCUUAGAAGUGACGAAGUGCAUGCGUGCUAGUUCGCCGCCAGUUACAGCCGCUGACUAUCUUGAUAACCAGAAUUUAAAGCGCAAUGCUUUCCGUCGUUCGCUAAUGAAACAACGAUUUUUAGACGAACAAGAGCAGAUGGACAUGGAGCUAACUCCUGGCAAUGAAAGCGCCCCAAAUGGAGGGGGAAAUGGUGGUGGCGGCAACGGCACCAACCAAAAUGGUGAAGAUGAAUAUUACAGGCCUUUUGAAGAUCCCUCCAAUGGCGCCUCUUCUUCUACAAUAACCACAGCAAAUCCAAACAAUCUGCCAUGUUAUAACGCCCAGCCUCCUGCUGUACAACCCGCACCAAUGACAACGUGUUUACCCUGGACUCCUAAAGUUCGCCAAAAGGAUAUUGAUCAGUUCUUAGAUAUCUCUCGGAAUAAAUUCAUUGGUUAUUCGUUAAUUGACGACCACGAAAGCUUGGCGGGCCUACCACAGCCAAUACACGAAGGUGUUCAAACGCUGAAGCGGCACAUGUAUAUCAGUUUGGCCGAUAUACAGAUUAAGAAGGAAGAAGAAAUCGCUCGUAAUCCAAUUUCUACACAAGAAGAUGAAGUAGUAUUGACACCAGCCGAGGUAUUAUAUCAAGCAAUUCUACCAAAUUUGCCGCAAUAUAUGAUUGCUUUGCUAAAGGUGCUGCUGGCAGCUUCUCCAACUUCUAAAUCCAAAACGGAAAGCAUUAACAUAAUGGCAGAUGUGCUGCCCAAAAAAAUGCCCCUCACGGCCACGCAGUCGACAAAAUUGACUGUCGACAUGGGCCGCCACAAGGAAAUAAUUGUUAAAGCUGUUUCCGCCAUAGUAUUGCUUUACUUAAAACAUUUCAAACUCAAUCAUGUCUACCAAUUUGAAUUCAUGUCCCAGCAUUUGGUAUUUGCCAACUGCAUCCCUUUGGUGCUGAAGUUCUUUAACCAAAACAUCACAGAGUACGUGAGUAUGAAGAACACCAUACCCCUUCUCGAUUUUCCGUCGUGUGUGAUUGGAGAGCAACCAGAUUUGUCGGCAGAAAGUUUUGUUUUCAGUGCGGAUGUCACUGACAAGCCCUACUCGUGGCGUAAUGUAUUCUCGUGCAUUAAUCUGCUGCGCAUUCUAAACAAGCUAAUCAAAUGGAAACAUUCACGUGUUAUGAUGCUUGUUGUGUUUAAAUCGGCACCCAUUCUUAAGAAGACGCUUAAAGUACGCCACGCCAUGAUGCAAUUGUACGUACUAAAAUUGCUUAAAAUGCAAACAAAGUAUUUGGGGCGACAGUGGCGUAAAUCGAAUAUGAAAACAAUGAGUGCCAUUUAUUCAAAAGUUCGACACCGUCUCAAUGAUGAUUGGGCAUUCGGAAAUGAUUUAGAAUCUCGUCCUUGGGACUUUCAAGCUGAAGAAUGUACACUGCGUGCUUGCGUCGAUCGUUUCAAUUUGAGGCGGUAUCCUGAAGCCACCCAGAAAUGCGGGUCGGGAACAAAUAAUGGAAAUGCGUGCAAUAAUGCAGACAACACUUCAUCGGGAAAUAUUGCGGGUGCUAAUGUUGACGGUAAUGUUGGGACAGCAGGUGCAGGGGCAGUUUAUGCAUCUGCAAAUGCAGGAAACGGCAUUAACACAGGCGUUUGCAGUCAACUGCAAGACUAUGGCAUUGAAGGAGGUUUCCCAAGCGAUGAAAUAUUAACACAUUCAGAUUUUGCAUUCUUUGGUCACUCUGGAUGGUGGGAUCGCAAAGUCGAAUUAACCGAUUAUUUCAAAGCAAAUUACUCGACAUGGUUGGAAGAGGAAGUCUAUAAUAAUCAGACCGAUUGGGAUGCCCUCUAGGAGUCUUGUGUAAAUGUAUGCUGUACAGCAUAUUGCAGCCGUUCGCAUAUUCUUACUUCAAUGAAACUAUAACGACCCAUAUUUAGCAGCAGCAAUAAAUGUUUGAUUAAAAUGAAACAAGUGGAUUAUACUCGUAGCGUAAUCUGGAUAGAAAGAAUAUUUUUAUAAACAAAAUCAAAACUAAACAACAGCCAUCAAAGGAAACGCCAAUAACUUAUCCGUGACCAAAUACACCAACAUACCAAGAUAACAUAUAACAAGAUUUGGUUCCACAAGAUCUUUGUAAAUUGCAAUCGAAUCUUUUUUCAAGGAAACGUUACGGAAUUUGAAGGCGAAGCACUCAUCCGACGACGGUCGCCACAAGAUGGUACAGGUGAUGCUUGGAAAACAGUUGCUUGUAAUUUAUAAUUAAUUUGCUUUUUGUUUAGCAUCGAUGAUUGAAUUGAAAAAUUAAAUAUUUGUAUUUUUUGUGUGUGUAGUAAAUAUGGUUUCCCCUUUAUUUAAAAAUAACCAUUUACUGUUCUCAACAUUUAAUUAAUAUUAUUUGCUUGUCAAAACUCCUGUCCAGUUCGCAAUCAAUAUUAUGUUUCAUUAUAAACCAAUUCAAACCCAUUUAAAGUGUAGGAAAGUUAAUGAGGAUAAAUCUCCGCAAUCAAUUAGAUCACUUUUCAUCAUAUAUUAGUGGUUGAUAAGUGUUGGCAAGUCGGAUGCGCGGUAAAUGUGGCACAUAAUUAGUACAUGUUUUGAAAAACACACCAAAUUAUUGAAACUUAACACAAAAUACAUAUAAUGUAAUUACUAAGGCAAUACAUACCAAUGUAAAAAGAACUGUGUUUCAAUAAAAUGGCAUAUAGUAAUAAAAAAAAAAUAUACCUACCA